Penicillium antarcticum is the source of this 477-nucleotide messenger RNA. RefSeq lists its product as uncharacterized. The record is from RefSeq and is a predicted model, not a curated record. The transcript has a single exon. NCBI's taxonomy places the organism in Eukaryota, Fungi, Ascomycota, Eurotiomycetes, Eurotiales, Aspergillaceae. The coding region runs from base 1 to 477 and encodes 158 amino acids.
AUGGGUAUCGCCAACAAGAAGGAAAACCCCUACAUACCCUUCCCAGACUGUCCCUCAAGCGGCUCUGAGUCCACAUAUUCCACAAGCUCAGACAGCAUAAACAACGGACUGACUGAAGAAUUCACAAGAAGCAUGUUCUACCUAGACGGAACCUUAGUCCGAGAACCCGAAUUCUGCCCACGAGAAAUCACAAACUGGGUCAACGUUUUCCUAAGCCCACAGGACAUAACGUGCGACGACGAGACACUCAUGAGAACCGUGGCUACGUGUAUUCGUACGGGUGUUGCUACUAUCACUAUACACCCCAUGCACCAUUCCUACCCGCUCUGUAUCUCGAUUAAGGUCCCCGGUGACUACCAUUCCAAUAAGGCUUCUAUCUUUGCUGCUGCUGAGUUGCAGGCCGAUUGGUAUAGGCAGGAGGUUCGUUCUGGGAAGGUUCGUGUUAAUCGCGAUUUACUGUUUCGUCGAUCUGCUUGA